This is a messenger RNA of Cherax quadricarinatus, 2019 nucleotides long. The record is from RefSeq and is a predicted model, not a curated record. Lineage: Eukaryota; Metazoa; Arthropoda; Malacostraca; Decapoda; Parastacidae.
CCAGCUCUUCAGAAAGAGCAGCUUCGUCGGUGGAGGCUGCUGGCCAAGCACGUUGAGGAGUUAACCUCGGUACUGGAAUUCCUCAGCAUCUUGGAGCAGUGUCUUGCUACUGAGGACUCGACGAAGACCGACUGGACAAUUCUAAGCAUAGCUCAAGGAAUAGCACCAGGAACGCUAUGGUGUGGCCAGAACCAACUGGCGCAGGACCUGAAAGACCUGGGUAUCCUGAAAGGAGUGGACCGUUGCUGCCGGUUUCACGACCUCUGCCCUGUUCAAAUUGGCCCAUUCAGCAAGUACAAGGGCGUAGUAAACACGUCACCCAAGACACUGAGCCACUGUGAUUGUGAUGUCCACUUCGCAGACUGUCUGGGUAAAGUGAAAACACUCGCCUCCCAGGUCAUCUUCCACGCUUACUUCAAUGUGAUUUAUCGCGGCGGACUGUGUGCUCGCCAAAGACACUUCAUCGAAACAACGGUGUUAACAAAGAGCUUCCUUAAUAUGUGGGCGGAUAUAAGUUCCAUGAUUCAGUUUAGUAUCCCCGAACUGUCAGUGUUCCAACAACGAAACAUUGCUAGGAAAAGAAGUCUUGCAGCAGAGUUAAUUGUAAAUCAGUUUGCACAGACUAUUCCUGGAAAUUAUUCAACACGGACUGUGACUGGAGGCAGUGAAGCAAGUUAUGUGGCUGUUGAACUGAGUGAGGAGCCACAGUCAGCCACAGAAAGCGGUGUAAAGAUCCAAAAAGAAGUAAAAACUACGUAUAAUGUGAAGUUCACAUAUAACAGUAACACAGAGGAAAUUGUUCCUGUUGUCCCUACAGUUCAUUCACUCGCCACUACAGCUGAUCUUAACCACACCACCAUAGCUGUUGAUAAUCAGACACUCGGUGAUUGGAAAACAGAACAGGUCUUAGUACCUGAAAAUCUGACAGUGAUCCAUGAAGAAUAUACCACGCAAGGCAUUGGGGCUACUGAACGGAUAACAGAUAAACCGGAAAAUAAAGAGAGCGAAUUUUUGGCUCAUUAUAACGAGACCUCCAUUAGCACAACUUCAGUCUCAGAGACAGCCUUACACGAGACUUCUGCUCUUCCUUUUGAGGCAAGACCAUAUACAACGUCGGAUACAGCUUUUGCAUCAACUCUACCUUCAAAUACAGAAGAGAGCCAACCUUUGGAUUCACUGUUCUUUUCAGUUUCGACUCUUCCUUCAUAUUCAGCUCCCGAUGAUAGUGAUCAUGCAUCUUCGCCCACAUCACCAGACCGUGUUUCGGUGACCGACGGGAACGUCCUUGGAGAGAGAGAGACUCCUAGUAACAAGUACGAGGAGAUAGCCCUGCUGGAAGGAAGUUUACGUCUGACUGAGAGCGAACUCCCACUUCUAAGAGAAUUUUUGGGGGAAAACUUUAGUGAUGAGCAACUAAGAGAAAUUAUACUUGAAUACACUCGCAGGCUUGAAGAAAUAUUGAAGCUUACACCAAAUGUUAGCGACCUCGAAAAUGAUCAGUUUGAGGAUCUUCGCUCUCGUAUGGUAAGCGAUGUAUUAGAUAAAGUAAGGCCAAGCGUAUUUAUCGGAAAAAAGGUAGAAAUGCCACAGGAUCACCAUGUUUUGGAUGACGGUGACCUGCAACAACUGGAUAAGAGCGAGACUGAGGUCCAUGAUUCCGCCAUAGAAGAGGACUAUGUGAGACAUGAUGGACCGGUGGAGAAUAACAUCUCAGGAGGAGACGACACCUACAUCAUUGUGAGGUUCAGAGAUUAUAUUUUGUUCUACUAUAAUGCCAUUGAACUAGAAAACUUAUAAUUUUAUUAAUUUUAAAUAUUUUAAUUAGCUUUGUUAAAAUUAAGAGAAUGUAAUAUUGCACAAAACAAAUAUGUAGUAUUUAGACGUUAAAUACAGUGUACAGUUUAUACCUAACAAUGAAGGAAUUACUGAAUAUAUUUUUUUUUUUUUAAUUUUGAUUUUAAUUAUUUUUUAAAGUCCCCUUUUGUCGCUCGAUAUAUUAAAAUAAACUGCCAACAUCUU